AUGGCAAUUGGGAGUUUGAUAGCUGAGCAUUUGGAUGAAGGAGAGAAUGGAGUGGUCACUGAAAGUCUGCAUUCGGGAAAUACGAGUCUGAUUGCAGUGCAUUCGACGAUUGGUGAGUCUAUACGAUGCUCCGUGGUAGCGUCAGAUGGCCAGAAAUCUAGAAAAGUACCAGUGGAAAUUCUUCUAAAAGACAUCAACAAUAACUCUCCACAGAUUCUGAAUCAGAAUCUUGACGUCUACAUCCCAGACGACGUCACUCCUUCAGAAGUCAUCCACGUCAUUCAUUAA
Caenorhabditis remanei is the source of this 288-nucleotide messenger RNA. RefSeq lists its product as uncharacterized. The record is from RefSeq and is a predicted model, not a curated record. Gene Ontology annotation, molecular function: calcium ion binding. The coding region runs from base 1 to 288 and encodes 95 amino acids. Lineage: Eukaryota; Metazoa; Nematoda; Chromadorea; Rhabditida; Rhabditidae. The transcript has 2 exons. Gene Ontology annotation, cellular component: membrane.